Glossina fuscipes is the source of this 538-nucleotide messenger RNA. Its product is annotated as cytochrome c oxidase assembly protein COX19. The coding region runs from base 241 to 516 and encodes 91 amino acids. The transcript has a single exon. Gene Ontology annotation, biological process: mitochondrial respiratory chain complex IV assembly. NCBI's taxonomy places the organism in Eukaryota, Metazoa, Arthropoda, Insecta, Diptera, Glossinidae. Gene Ontology annotation, cellular component: mitochondrial intermembrane space. The record is from RefSeq and is a predicted model, not a curated record.
UUUCAAAUUAGAUGGCAAAGUACAUUUUACUUUUUAUAGAUUUAACAUACAUACAUAAUUUAUUCUGAUAAACCGAUUUAAUUCCUAUUUGCUUCGUGUUCAAAACUACAAAAAAAAUAAAAAUAAAAAAAGACAUAGUCAUUGUUUCGAUAGAUUUAUAUGAGAAUUUCCAUCUUAACUCAACAUAAAAAGAAAAAGAAAAACAUUAGAAUAAAGUGAAGGUUAUGACUUCCAUACGUUAUGACUUCCCAUACGUUUAGUCAAACAAAAUUCACACCUGUACCGCCGGAAAGAGGAAGCUUUCCUUUAGACCACGAAAGCUUGUGCAAAAAAUAUUACUUACUUUAUAUGAGUUGCCUAAACCGCAACGAGGAUCAAAAUUCCAAGUGCCGACAAGAAGCCAAAGAAUAUCUUGGCUGCCGUAUGGAAAAUCAAUUAAUGGAAGCAACACCUUGGUCGAAAUUGGGCUUUGAACAACAAAAGGAAAAGACUGCUAAAUCGACCCAAGAACAAUAACGUUUCCAUAAUGAAGUCUACA